UAAACGCCCAUCCCGUUAUCCAAGUUGAUCCCGCCAGCCUCCCCCGAAGCCAUCAAACUCGUGACGCUGCUCUGCUCCUUCUGCCUUGCCCUCACUUCCCCCCCCAAACCCCCCCCUUGUUCCCCCCCGCCAGUCAUCCCACUGUCGAAGCUCAUCCCAUCAGCCUCGCCUGAGGCUAUCUACACGCCCAUCCCACUGUCGAAGCUCAUCCCAUCAGCCUCCCCCGAAGCCAUCGACCUCAUGACGCUGCUGUGCUCCUGGGACCCUGCCAGGAGGCCCACGGCCGCGCAGUCGCUGCAACACCCCUUCUUUCUGAGUGGCAUUCAGGUCCCGCCUGUCAUGCCGUCGCCCAAGCCUGCUGCCACCAAUUCCAGCCGCACGCACCCCGUCACAUCCCCGCACCUGCCCUCCCUGCCGCAAGGCGCCAGCAAGCCCUACAGCCACCUGGACGAGCAUCUAGACGAGUGGGAAGGGGCGCCGGGGCACAGCAGCAGCAGGGGGGGUAUCAGGGCCAGGAUGGCUCUGGAGCAAGAGCAGCGGCUACGAUGCUGGCGCAGAAGCAGCAGCUGCUGCAGCAGCAGCAGUUUGCAGUUGCAGCAACAGCAGCUGCAGCAGCAGCAGUUGCAGCAACAACAGCAGUUGCAGCAGCAGCAGCAGCUGCAGAGUCAGCUGUCAGGAGUUGGGCUGGAGCAGCAGGGAGCAAGGAGAAACUCGGGCCAGUAUGCGCAGCCGCAGCAGCAGAUGGCUCAGCAGCCCAUGGGGAAGCAGUUAGGAGGGGUGGUGGGAGGGCGGUCACAGGGGCAGUACGCGCAGCAGCAGCUGCAGCAGCAGCUUCAGCAGCAGUAUCAGCAGCCGCACCCGCUUGAUACAGAGCCGUCAGGGGUGGGUCUAGAGGCCCUAACACCAAGAACACGAACCCAGGUGCAGCAACAGCAGAUGCACCAGCAGCAGCAGCAGCAGCAGCAGCAGCAGCCGUACUCCGCAAAUGCAGAAGAAACCACUGACUCUGCAGACUCAGCUCUCUGGAGUCAACCCUGCAGCACUGGAGACCCUAACCCCCGCUCCCGUGCCCAGUACUACCAGCAGCAGCCGUUGCAGCCGCAGCUGUCAGGUGUAGGUCUCGACCCGCCAACCCCGCGCUCCCGGCAGCAGCAGCAGCAAGUGCAGUCACAAUACCAGCAGCAGCAGGCCCUACAGUCGCAGCUAUCAGGGAACCUGGCGGGGUUGCAGUCUCAGCUGUCAGGGAACCUGGCGGGGUUGCAGUCGCAGCUAUCAGGGAACCUGGGGGGGUUGCAGUCUCAGCUGUCAGGGGUAGGCCUGGAGGCCAUGACCCCCCGGUCAAGAAACCCAGGCCCAGCAGCUUUUCCAGCAGCAGCAGAUGAUGCAGCAGAUGCAGCAGCAGCAGCAGCAGCUAGAGUCGCAAGUCGCGGGUUCAGGAGCAGGCACGUAUGCGUGCCCGUGCCCCUCCCACCUUGCAACAGCCGCAGCAGUCUGUGGGGCAGGGGCAGGGACAGGAAUACAGUAUAGUCUCACCGCGCGCCAUGCAAUCUUUUCAAGAUGGAGGGUAUGCCGGGCCUGCGGGCCUGCCGGAGAAUUUUUCGGGCAGACCGGACCCAAUGCAUAUGGAU
Messenger RNA from Closterium sp. NIES-67, 1628 nucleotides. NCBI's taxonomy places the organism in Eukaryota, Viridiplantae, Streptophyta, Zygnematophyceae, Desmidiales, Closteriaceae. The record is from the annotation of a GenBank genome assembly.